This is a messenger RNA of Uranotaenia lowii, 639 nucleotides long. Its product is annotated as protein G12-like. The record is from RefSeq and is a predicted model, not a curated record. Lineage: Eukaryota; Metazoa; Arthropoda; Insecta; Diptera; Culicidae. The transcript has 2 exons. Bases 1 to 639 code for a protein of 212 amino acids.
AUGAAAGCAGUCAUCCUUCUCUCAGCCCUUGUGGCAAUCGUCGGAGUCUCGGCUACCCCAGCCCAAAUCAACUCCCAACGUGGACUUCAGGAAGAUCUGAACGAAUUCCUCGCCCUGGUCCCGAUCGACGAACUGGCCAAGCUAGCUCUCGGCUACUUCCAGAACGAUAAGGAAAUCCAGGAUGCCUUUGCCUACAUGCAGGGUAAGGAAUUCGCCGCCAUCUGGGAUCAGCUGUUUGCCCUCAAAGAAGUCAAGGAUCUGCUGAACUAUCUGGAGAAGGCUGGACUCAAGGUGUACGAUGCUCUCAACACGGUUGCCGAUUUCUUCGGGCUGAACCACGUUAAGCCAAUCCGAUCCACCUUGAAGACUGGAGGAUUGAACGGAUUCCUGGAAGAGGCCAUCGCUCUGCUGCCCAAGGAUAAACUGAAGGCUUUGUUCGAGGAAAAGCUGAAGACCAGCCCGGAGUUCAAGGCUCUGUUCGAGAAGCUGCAACAUGCCGACUUCCAGAAGCUGGUGGAGUUCUACAACAACUCCAAGGAAGUUCAAUCGCUGUUCACCAAGCUGCGUGAACAUGGCAUUGAUGUGGAUAAGAUCAUCGAGCUGGUUGCUGGAUUCUUUGGAUGGGGUCGAUUCUACUAA